AUAUUAUAUUAUAUUAUAUUAGUCUUGGUUACUGAGCAGGAUCCUAGUGUGAAAGAAUUCUCCCAAGAGAUGAUACGCGAGGUUGUUGAAAUUGUGGAAGUCCCAAAAGUAGUCAUAUCACUUAACGAUAUUAGUCUAAUUAGGUGGUUUUCUGUAUCCGUAACAUGUGAUGGCUUCCGGUCAUCGUUAAAAACAUACUUAGCUAAUUACUGCACUAAUUACAAGGAAAACAAAAACUUUAAUAUUAGAGUAAUAUCGGCUUCACGUUACUUUGUAUUGCAACAGCGAGGUUUUCCACCCGUUACACCUUUCAUGCCUUUUAUGGUCAAUUCCGUUUUACCGCUGAAUGAUCUCCUCAUGGAUUACAUAUCUUGGCUUAUCAGUAUAUCCUUUCUUCUCGUACAUCUGACUGGGGCUUCGAAUCCUGCUGGGGCAAGUCCGGGGGCGGUGGCUCUUAAAUAUGACUGGAAGGCACCUGCGUGGGACGCCGUCAAUAGCCAUCGUUCUAUGCAGUUUACGUUCCCAAGGGCGCCUCACUUCCGAGUCGCCGCGGAGGAGUGGCCGCCCCACGUCUACAUCCGAACCGACAUCGCGGAGGGCUCUAAGGGCAGGUCCCCUCGGGUCGUGGGCAAAACCGUCGUCACAGGUCCGAUGGGGCAGCUCAUGGACGAACUUGCUCGCUCCAUGAACUUCACGUACAGUGUGGUCCAGGGCGACGGGUACUGGGGAGCCCCUCAGGGAAACGGGUCCUGGAACGGCAUGAUUGGGAUGGUUCUCAGAGGGGAGGCUGACAUAGGCCUAGGCCCCUUUGGGAUGGCCUACACCAGGAGCCAAGUGGUCGACUUCACCAUCCCCGUGUUCAUCGAGAUGCUGCACGUGAUUGUAGAGCGCCCCUUGCCCAGGCCAAACCCUUGGGGCUUUGUGGCACCCUUUACGUGGUUCAUCUGGGUGGGUUUGCUCGCUUCGAUGAUAGGAGUAAUGAUCGUCAGCUUCGCCAUCACGAAUGUCCUGGGUUCCGGUGGCCCACGCGACCUGUGGAAGCAUUUCUGGGCAACUUACAGCGUUGCAUUUUCACAAAUGUUCCCAUGGAAGCCUAGUGGCGCCGCCCUACAGAUGACCUGUUUGAUUUGGGCAGUCGUCAUUUUCAUCGUUUCUCGGAGCUACAGCGGUGCGCUGACGUCACUGCUGGCCGUCAAGAAUGUUCCGGUGAAAUACGAUUCUCUGAGAGAUGUCCUUAAUGACAAGAAGCUAAAUAUCCUGAUGGAAGGAUCUACGGCGCUCACCGCUCACUUGCAGACUGUGCAGAGCGGCAUUUACUACGAUCUAGCCAAAGCUACUCACAGAGCUAAAUACGUGAGAGCGAGCGAGACUUACGGAGCUGCCUACUCCCUCAUCCCUCACGGUCACUACGCCAUGUUGGUGGAAAACGUCGUCUGCCGCAAGAUCUACUCCGAUCACUUCAGUCUGACAGGUCGCUGUGACUUUUACAUGUCAACGGGGAACUUCUGGCAACUUAUUUAUGCAAUGAUCGUCAGCAAAGGCAGCCCCCUGCGAGAGUUGAUAAACGUAAGAAUUCAAUCCAUCACGGAAUCUGGGAUCUACGAGAAGUGGGCUGCUGACCAGAUGCCGAACAUGACCCACUGUCUCAAGAUGCCCACCAAGGUCAAAGCACACGAGCCAUAUGGUCUCUUGGACCUGUGGGCCUUGUUCAUGGUUGUUGGAGUAGGCCUCGUUUGUGCUACGCUUGUCUUCAUUGGCGAGCUUCUGUCAUCUUUUGGUAAAGAGUUCUAGUCACGGUUCUCUUACAACUUAGUAAAAGUUUCUUCAUGUUUACUUGAGUUGCUUUCCAUGUUAGAAAAUUUACUGAUAAGGAUUUUAAGAAUGUGUUGCUUCUCAUGUUUUAUUUUUUUUAUUUGCAAAACCACUUAUCUUCAAAAUAAAUAUCUCAUGCAAAUGAGUUUCAUUUUCAAACCAACUUACGUAAGUUUUCAGUGGGUUUUAGGAAUUUACAAUAGUCCCAGGUACCAUGUCAUGGAAAUAAGUUAUUUUACUUGUGAAAG
This is a messenger RNA of Macrobrachium nipponense, 2060 nucleotides long. Its product is annotated as probable glutamate receptor. Gene Ontology annotation, cellular component: membrane. The record is from RefSeq and is a predicted model, not a curated record. NCBI's taxonomy places the organism in Eukaryota, Metazoa, Arthropoda, Malacostraca, Decapoda, Palaemonidae. Gene Ontology annotation, molecular function: ligand-gated monoatomic ion channel activity.